Molecule: messenger RNA, 3961 nt
Organism: Trifolium pratense (red clover)
Lineage: Eukaryota; Viridiplantae; Streptophyta; Magnoliopsida; Fabales; Fabaceae
Product: LRR receptor-like serine/threonine-protein kinase RPK2
Exons: 2
Coding region: 343-3519 (1058 amino acids)
Biological process (GO): protein phosphorylation
Molecular function (GO): protein binding; ATP binding; protein kinase activity
Source: RefSeq, a predicted model, not a curated record
ACGGGAAUCUUUAUUUUUUUUCUUUAUUUUGAAUGAAGAGAGUGUGAAAUUUAAGAGAGAUAGAGAGAUUAGGAAAGAAAACAAAAGAAAAAAAAAAAGAGAAAGAGAGGAUUUAAUAUAUGUUAUGUUACCGUUUGGCUCGAAAUGAGUUAUUACUAAUUAGUCUCAUUUUCAACGUAAUUUCAGUUGCCUUGUCACUCACACACAUACUUACCCACCGUUCAACUUCACCGGACCCCAAUUUUCCGGCAAUCACGCCGGAGAACAUGGUUAACAAUAAAACCUUCCAUCUUUGAAAGAAAACCCAACUCAUUUUUCAUCUUCAUUCUCUCUUUUUCACAAAUGUCUCUCUUUUUUCAUCUUCUUCUUCUUCUUCACUUUCUUCUCUUCACAACCCAUCACACAAAUGCCUUCAAUCCUUCCAUUCCCACCGACGCAUUGUCUCUUCUCACUUUCAAACACUUCGUCUCUUCUGACCCUUCAAAUCUUCUCUCCGGUUGGACCCAUUUUUCAUCUUCUACAUUCUGUAACUGGCACGGCGUCACUUGCGGCGGUGGAGAUGGCAGAGUGACGUCACUUAAUGUUACCGGUCUUCGCGGCGGUGAAUUGGCAGCUUCUAUUGGAGAUUUGUCUCAGCUUCGAGUUUUGUCUAUUCCGGGAAACAUGUUUUCCGGUGAGAUUCCGGUGAGUUUACUUAAUCUCCGGGAACUUGAGGUUCUUGAGGUUCAAGGAAACAACUUUUCAGGGAAAGUUCCUUUUUUUAAGAUGAGUUGUUUUGAAAAGCUUAAACUUGUUAAUCUUUCUGGUAAUGCUUUUUCUGAUUCUAUUCCCAAUGGGUUGGUUUUUACUAGGAAUGUGAAAAUUGUUGAUUUGUCUAGUAAUCAAUUUUCUGGUUCCAUUCCUUUGAAUGAUUCUAGUAGUUGUGAUUCUUUGAAGUAUUUGAAACUGUCUCAUAAUUUUUUGAGGGGUGAGAUUCCACCACAAAUUGGGAAAUGUAGAAACUUGAGGACCCUUUUGGUUGAUGGUAAUAUAUUGGAAGGUGAAAUCCCUUAUGAGAUUGGGAAUAUUGUUGAACUUAGAGUUUUAGAUGUUUCUAGAAACAGUCUCACUGGAAGGAUCCCUAAACAGCUAGCUAAUUGUUUGAAAUUGUCUGUGCUUGUGCUUACUGAUUUGUUUGAAGAUCGUGACGGUUAUGGUGAGGGGAGUUUGGUGGAUGAUAGGUUUAGAGGUGAAUAUAAUGCUUUUGUUGGGAAAAUUCCUCAUGAAUUGUUGUUGCUUUCGAGUUUGCGGCUUUUGUGGGCGCCUAGAGCGAAUCUCGGUGGACGAUUGCCUCUUGCUGGAUGGACAGAUUCAUGCUCUCUUAGAAUACUCAAUUUGGCUGAGAAUUAUGUUACUGGUGUUGUGCCCGAGAAUUUGGGGAUGUGUAAGAAUUUGACUUUCUUGGACUUGAGUUCUAACAAUUUAGUCGGAUACCUAUCUCUGCAUCAGCUUCGGGUUCCUUGUAUGACGUAUUUCAAUGUAAGCAGGAAUAAUAUAUCUGGUUUGCUUCCGGGAUUUAGGAAAGAAAGGUGUAAAUUGAGAAGUGUCGUUGCCCUAGAACUUAACUUUCUAGAAUUGGAGGGUCUGAAUGAUGCAUACUUUAACAUUCCUGUUUUGAGAUUUCAACAGAAUGCUUUCAUCAGAUCAGGUUUCGAAGAGACUAUUGUCAUUAGCCAUGAUUUCAGUUGGAACAGUUUCGCAGGGUCUUUACCGUUGUUUUUUCUUGGAGAUGAUCUUUUUAUUCCUACUCGUAAUGUAUCCUACAUGCUGUCUCUCAAUAAUAAUAAAUUCAACGGAACUAUUCCACACCGACUAGUUUUAAACUGUAAUGACCUGAAGACAUUGUCAGUUAACCUGAGUGCGAAUCAACUAUCUGGUGAAAUUUCUCAAGCAUUGUUUCUUGACUGCCUGCAGUUGACGGAUUUUGAAGCGGCAUAUAAUCAAAUUGAUGGAUCAAUUGUACCUAGUAUAGGUGAGCUGGCGUUGCUUCAGCGUCUUGAUUUGAGUGGUAACAAACUAUCAGGAGCACUGCCAAAUGAGUUGGGAAACCUGAAAAACAUGAAAUGGAUGCUUUUAGGAGGAAACAAUCUGACAGGGGAAAUUCCUUACCAAUUUGGUGGAUUGACGUCGCUUGUUGUUUUGAAUGUAUCUCACAAUGCUCUAAUUGGAACAAUUCCAACAACUUUGACAAAUGCAACAAGUCUUGAAAUUCUGUUACUAAACCACAACAACCUUUCUGGAGAAAUACCUUUAUCUGUUUCUGCUCUUUCGAAGCUUGUUCAACUAAAUGUUUCCUUCAACAAUCUUUCCGGUCAUAUUCCAUAUCUUCAACACCCGAGUGAUUGCAAUUCAUAUAUAGGGAAUAAAAACUUGCACUCUUGCCCUGAUCCAUACUCUGACCCACCUUUCCUAGUUCCUCUUGCAGUCAAUAAUUCACAUAGUCGUAGAGGGAGGAAAGUAAAGACCGUGGUUAUUGCGCUGGCCAUUUCUGCUUUUGUGGCUCUCUGCAUACUUUUGGGAAGACUGUUGGUUAUUUGUUUUAGAAGGAGUAAAAUUACUCGGGUCAGCAGCAUCAGAAGGCAAGAAGUGGUAACCUUUCAAAUUGUUCCAAUAGAAUUGAGUUAUGAUAAUAUUGUCACAGCUACCGGAAAUUUCAGCAUCCGGUAUCUAAUCGGCACAGGUGGCUUCGGGUCAACUUACAAGGCAGAGCUAUCCCCAGGUUUUUUUGUUGCCAUAAAGAGGCUGUCAAUAGGUAGGUUUCAAGGCAUUCAACAGUUCGAAACAGAAAUAAGGACGCUUGGGAGAAUUCGACACAAGAAUCUUGUGACUCUAAUUGGCUAUUAUGUAGGAAAAGCUGAAAUGUUGUUAAUUUACAAUUACCUCUCUGGUGGAAACCUUGAAGGUUUUAUACGGUCAGGGAAAAAUGUAAAGUGGCCGGUUAUUUACAAAAUUGCGAAAGACAUUGCCAAGGCCCUUGCUUACCUUCAUUAUGAUUGUGUUCCUCGAAUAAUUCACCGAGAUAUCAAGCCUAGCAACAUUUUACUCGACGGAAAUCUAAAUGCCUACCUGUCCGAUUUUGGCUUGGCACGGCUGCUUGAGGUAUCCGAGACUCAUGCCACUACCGAUGUGGCCGGCACGUUUGGUUAUGUUGCACCUGAAUAUGCCAUCACUUGUAGGGUUUGCGAUAAGGCCGAUGUUUAUAGCUACGGUGUGGUGCUAUUAGAAUUGAUAUCAGGAAAAAGGUCUCUUGAUCCAUCGUUUUCCAGUUAUGGAAAUGGAUUCAAUAUUGUACCAUGGGCGGAGCUGCUACUGACUGAAGGUCGUUGUUCUGAGCUAUUUUCGUCAACUUUGUGGGAAUCAGGACCUAAGGAAAAGUUGAUGGGGCUUCUAAAGAUUGCAUUAACAUGCACCGUAGAGACUCGUUCUAUCCGACCAUCAAUAAAGAUUGUACUUGACAAAUUGAAACAGUUGAAAAGUUAAAAACUUUCAGCAAAUCGUACAGAACAGCAAAGGAAUGCCGCUUUUGGUAGCUUGUAAAUUCUGACUUAGAUGACAUACAAAAAGGUUACAAUUCCAGCAACUACAAAACUCAUCAUUAGGAAUCUCAUUCACAUCAUAUAAUAGCAAACUUAUGAGCUGUUCAUACCAAAUGAAAAACAAUGUUCUUCCUUUCACAUUUGUGCUUUGCCAACAGUAUCUUUUGGCACCAUGUGAAGAAUGUAGGUGGAGUAAUUACUAGAUGCAUUUUGCUUGCAUCUUAUGAGGUCAUUUUUUGGUAUGUGCCAUUAUGAUUUUUUAGACAUUUUUGGAAGGUAUUUUUUAUGUGACCACAUGGGAAAUAUGAAUUUUUUUUUCCAAAAUUCAUUAAUUACUUGGUGAUGAAGUAAUUGUCAUUAUUCUUAAAAAAAUGUUUGGUUUGAGA